UAGACUAGUCUUGCCUAGUUUUGCUGCGCCUGCGUAGCCGGCGUACAAAGGUGUUUUUUUCCCCCACUGUUCGUUUUCGUUUUUGAAUCAACUUUUAAGGAUUGUUUUUACGUGUUAAUACAAAUCAGGAUGGGGAAAAAAGAAGAUGAAGUCAUUAGGAUAGCGAAGAAGAUGGAUAAGAUGGUGCAGAAAAAAAAUGGGUCGGGAGCGUUGGACCUUCUCAAGGAACUGAAGAACGUUUCCAUGACGUUGGAGCUUCUGCAGUCCACCCGAAUCGGGAUGUCCGUGAAUGCCAUCCGCAAGCAGAGCACGGACGAUGAGGUCACGGCACUGGCGAAAGCUCUCAUCAAGUCGUGGAAGAAGCUCUUGGACGCCCCUGCAGGAGGAGAGAAAUUUUCAGAGGAGAAGAAGGAGGAUGAGGCCUCGCGCCAGUCUUCAAGCCCCGCCCAUUUCACAGCCACGCCCUCCCAGGACAGCCCUGAACCUCAGGAGGAGAGUAACUCAAGCAGGGGGGGUGAGGCUCUGGACGUCUCCUCCAGCGGUCUCAUCACCACCUUCCCCCGGGCUCCGUCCACGUCGGACUCGGUCCGGACCAAGUGCAGGGAGCUGCUGUGUGCUGCGCUGCAGGCCGGAGAUGACUACAUCACCAUCGGCGCAGACUGUGAUGAACUGGGAGCACAGAUCGAGGACUGGAUCUUCCAGGAGUUCAAACACACAGACGUGAAGUACAAGAACCGCGUGCGGAGUCGAAUCGCCAACCUGAAGGACGGGAAGAACCCCAACCUGAGACGGAACGUGCUGUGCGGGAACAUCAUGCCCAACCGCAUGGCCCGUAUGACCGCGGAGGAGAUGGCCAGUGACCAGCUGAAGGAGAUCAGGAAGAGUCUGACGGAGGAGGCGAUCCGGGAGCACCAGAUGGCCCGCACUGGUGGCACCGAGACCGACCUGUUCACCUGCGGGAAGUGCAAGAAGAAGAGGUGCACCUACACACAGGUCCAGACCCGCAGCGCUGAUGAACCAAUGACCACGUUUGUGUUUUGUAACGAUUGCGGGAACCGAUGGAAGUUCUGCUGAAGGUCACAGGUCACAGAGGUGGCAGCGUUGCCGUUUUUGUACCUGGAGUUAUGAAACGAACAGGAACUUCACGCCCAAUGAAGCCGCAGAAGAACACACCAGCAUUUUACAGCAGAGCAGGGGCCCGGCCCCCCCCCAGGGCCACCCUCUGCGUCUUAACCUCGCGUUAGACCAGACUUUAAUAGCUUUUAAAAAGAUGACAGGACUGCCAGUGAUGUUACUGUAAGAUUUAGUUUCACUUUCGAUUUCAGUCAGGAUUUAUUGUUCUAGUUUGUUGUAUGUUCAUUCAUGUCCAUUUUAAUGUAAUUAAGUUCCUUAGUUAAAAAAAACAAAAAAAUCUCAUUAAAAAAAAUAAAUCGACAAAAUGUUUAUUUGUUUGGAUUGGGACCCCAGUACCCACUGACUGAGUCUGAAAACCCAAAUAUACGUGCAUUGGUAACAGUUUGCAGUAAGGUUCCAUGAAUUGGCAUGAACUAACGUAGUCGUUAACGAACUACUACUGAAAACUUAAUAAAUGCAUUAACGAAUGAAAACUUAA
This is a messenger RNA of Conger conger (European conger), 1612 nucleotides long. RefSeq names its product transcription elongation factor A protein 1-like. The record is from RefSeq and is a predicted model, not a curated record. Lineage: Eukaryota; Metazoa; Chordata; Actinopteri; Anguilliformes; Congridae. Gene Ontology annotation, molecular function: nucleic acid binding; zinc ion binding. Gene Ontology annotation, cellular component: nucleus. The coding region runs from base 130 to 1074 and encodes 314 amino acids. The transcript has 10 exons. Gene Ontology annotation, biological process: positive regulation of transcription by RNA polymerase II; transcription elongation by RNA polymerase II; DNA-templated transcription.